AUUUUGAACAUAUCUAUCAGUAAUGUGUGCGGAGCGCCACAUCUUUGCUUACCGAACUACCGGCAAAAAUGGAUGCAGCACAGAACAUGGUUACCUCAAUGAGUCUUGGUGUGUUGAAGGAGCCCAGAGGGUUCAUCAGAAUUCUGCAAGUGAUUCUGGCCAUUUUUGCCUUUGCAACAACCUGUAGUGUGAGCACAUCUGUGAAGUUUAAGGUGUCAUGUGCGAACUCAACCCAACAAGAAGUGACUGUUCCGUUCUCAUAUCCAUUUGACCUACACAAAGUGAGUUUCCAAGUGAGCACUUGUGAAGGAGGAUCAGGAAAGCAAGACAUGAAAUUUGAGUCCGGUUCUGUGUCUUCGUCCCAGUUCUUUGUUGCUGUUGGUGUCCUGGCCUUUCUCUAUUCACUGGCAGCCAUUGUCCUCUAUGUCUUCUUUGACGACCUGUAUCGAAAGGAGAACAAAAUCAUAAUUGGGGACUUUGUGGUGACUGCUGUGUUUGCCCUGUUCUGGUUGAUCUCCUCAGCUGCUUGGGCAGAUGGUCUGAGCGAUGUCAAGUACAACACAGACCCUAAAACCGGGAUCUUCCCAAGUAGCACUGCCUGCAAACCGCCAACGGAUAACACAUGUACAACUCUGAGAUAUGGGGACUUCUCCAGCCUCAAUGUUUCCAUAAUCUUCGGCUUCCUGAAUAUGGUCGUGUGGGGUGGAAACAUCUGGUUCCUGUACAAGGAGACUCCAUGGUUUAAGUUUGAGAGGAAUUUGUAUGACACAACCAUGAUGUGAUAAUAUGACAGCCUGAAGGAAGCAGUGAAGCAGGAGAGAGCAGGGAGACAGCAGCAGUAAUUACAACCCAGACAGUCAGAUGCCCCAAGGCUCCAUGGGGGGCUCCCCAACUCAGCCGUCCGCCACUUAAACCCUGCAUACCUUCCUCCAGCGCUAACUACAGUUGAUUGUCACAGAGAUUUGCCCUUGUCUACGCAACAUGUUACAGAUUUUUUCAUUUGGCCCUGAGCUGUUGAUAUGGUUUGUUUUGCAGUUACUUUUCAAGCAGUUGUUAACAGCCAAGUUCUUGUCUCUUUUCCAGAACAUUUGUUUUGUGACCCCUCCUUGUUAAUCUUCUCUUUGUUCAUGUUUUUCUGUUCUAUGCUUACCACCAGGUAUGUUAGGAUUGAGUAACUUGCAUUAUAUUUGGCAAUCUCUCCAGGUACAAGUCUGAAAUCUGUGUAGCGUGGAAGCUACAUGUAUUUAUAACCUAUGAGAAUUUGGCCCUUAAGCAAGUUUUACUGUGAAGACAUUUAUUAGCCUACAAUUAAAAAAAAAAUAUUGGAAACCACUAUAGUUUGGAUACAUUACUUUGAAAAUAGUGACUUGUAACGUCAAAUGAACACCACAUCAUUCCCUGUACAUAUGAAUUUGUUAUCUUGUUUUGGUACCUUUGUUGCUGUAACCAAUUCCUUCAUUAUUAACCUGGGUAAGAUGGUAUUUUCAGUUGUUCUCUUUACAAGCCUGGAUUUGAUGAUAUUAUUGUAUUGUCAUUAGCGGAGAUGGAUGUUGAAGAAAUAACAGCUUUGUUCUUGCCUGCAACUGUCAGUGUUUAAAACAGCAUUUGUAUUUGAAUCAACCUUUUCCCCCUAUAAAUAAACACUGAUAAACUCUCUUAUGUAUGCAUCAGCUACGCUUUUAGUCUCCUCUUGUCAUUAAUGCUUGCAAUAAAUGUUUGUGUUUUAAUACAACUUACAGGACAAAGUGUGAACAGAACAUAAAAUGUGUUACAGGCAAGGAAGCUCCAUAAAGAGCUUGAAGUCAGUGUGUUAUUAGUUUUUAAAAACUUCUCUCUUUGUAGUAUACAGUAUAAGUUGGUAGUCUGUUAGCCAGGCAGUGUUUUAUCUUGAACUGUGCUUCUUGGGAAAAACUUGUAAGUUCUAAGAUGAUCACUGUUGGUUUCCCUUUGUUUCUGUCUGAGAAUAGUGAAGUUUUCUGUCUGAUUGCUGAAUGCGACAGCUGUGUUUCCAGGUAUAUUUCAUCCAAAAAGUGCUUUUUCAGCCACAAUUUAUUAACUUUUUUUAUGUACCAUAAGAUUCAUAUACUAAUCUGCCUCUUUUAGCUACGAGUGAGAACAUAACUAUGAAACACCUGUUCCUUUCAGGUUUUGGCAUCUUUGUGGAACAUAUAGGUAAUCUUUUGUAUAUUUUGUUGGUGUCCAACUGAUGUACAUGUGUGGGCAGCUAUGUGUAACUGUAUAUGUUAAUAAUUUUGCAAAUAUGAUAUUCCGUAAAUCUUUAUUUGAAGGCAUAAUUUUGUUGUAGAAUUGACAAUUUGUGAGUAUUUUCAAGACAAAAGUUGAAAGCUGCAUUAUGUGUGAGUUACCUUUGAAAUAUAUUUUAUAUCUGUUUAUCCAUCAGAAAUGUGAAAGCUUGUGUUUAUGGGAAUGUUGUGUACAAAAAGAGCAAUGGAAUAUUUACAACUGGUGUAAUGCAGACCUUCUAGACGUGAGAGAUCAAACAGAUGUCAGUGGGUCGUGCAACCAUAUUGACCAGUACCCACAUGAAAACAAGUGUGCUAGAUUUGCUGGCAGUGAGCAGUUGUCACAUCAGCAUUAUGUUAUUUGUUUGCAUCUGUAUGCUUUGGCUUUGAUGUGGAUGAAGGAACCUGGAACAUUAUUCUCCUUCUCCAAGUUAUUGCGUAUAAUAAUUUCUCUUUACUGACCAUCAUAUAGCUUUGUUUAAAGAUUUGUUCAUGCAGAAAUUUCAAUAUUUUGAACAAGUUAAUGUUAAUGUGGUUUGCCUUAGGCUCAGUUUUAUGUGGUCAAAAAAGAAUUUUAAAUUGGGAGCUGCUGAUUAAAAUGACAUCCAAUACAUUUGUUCCAUUCCAGAAUAAAAGAAAUAUUGAAUUUUUCAUACUAUUAUUUGAUCAGAGCAGCAUACCUGAUUUGGUAUUGUAACAAAAUUUUCUAUAUUUGUUCAUGCCUUGGAUUUUUAACAUUUUGUUAGGUACAUUUGUCUGGACAAGAAUUUUUUUUGUUUAAUUAGGUGAUAUUAUUUUCGUCAGUAGUGUAAGGCUAAUUUUAUUCAGGAAACAUGACUGUACAGAUUUUGUAUGUGAACUUCCUAAAUCUUUUAGUUUGGAAAUGAUUUUGACUAUUUAGAUACUAUGAGGUAGUUUAAACUCUAAUGCAUUCAUAUGGCAAGUUCUGCCCAGAUGUUUUGAACGUCAACAGUCUGAAAUUAAUGUAAAGAUACUUCUUUGAAUCAUCAUCAGAGCUUCGUACUAAAUGGAAAGGUAGUUGGGCUUGUGGUGUUCUGAAGUCAUCUUGAUAUUCAUAAAAAAUAAAGUUUGAAGUACUUGAUUGUUGGAUGAAAUAUUUUAUGUUAUACUCUGCCAUUCACAUUUCACUUGGACAGGUAUUUCCAGAACUGUUGUACAUAUUUCAUUUCUAUGCAGAGGUAGACUUUCAAGUGGUGAUCAUGGUAAACCCAUGGGGUUUUGAAUGUUAAAUUCAGUUGACAUUAGAAGUGUGCCAACUCAACCUGCUUCUAUGAUGUCGGAUUAAUAAUACACAUAUGUAUAUCAUACUGAAUGUCCUCUAUUUUAGAACCAGAGCUCUGCGUAAGCUGACAGCUUUAGGAUUAGUUUUGCUGGUGUCUUGACAUCUACACUGUAUAUCUGCAAUUGAAUGACUGCCGUGUAGUGUGCUUUAUAGAGUACAAAUGCUAGACAAAGGUGUGUGGUUGCCGUGCUCAUCUAACAUUAUGGUGCACUGUUAAGCUGUAUUGGUCAUCUCUCUCUGUUGUGCUCAAACCUGUGUGAUCUACAUAUCUAUUUAGACAACAGAAAGUAUCCUGUGUUGGUCUGAUCAUUACCCUGUAUGUGAAAAUACAUUUCCAUUUAAAUCUG
Messenger RNA from Liolophura sinensis, 3893 nucleotides. RefSeq names its product synaptophysin-like. Lineage: Eukaryota; Metazoa; Mollusca; Polyplacophora; Chitonida; Chitonidae. Gene Ontology annotation, cellular component: synaptic vesicle membrane; synaptic vesicle. The transcript is spliced from 8 exons. The record is from RefSeq and is a predicted model, not a curated record. Bases 69 to 782 code for a protein of 237 amino acids.